AUGGUCAAGCUUUCUCUCGUCGCUCUAUUAACAGGCACAGGCCUUGUGGCCGCUCUGCCCUCGUUUUUGACUCCUCUAACCGGCCGAUCUUCCGAUGGCUCCGAUAGCCUCAGCGUUGAUAGACGGGCAACGGGUGGAAAAGUCACUAGCAAGGCUCUCGCUCGAUUCGACAAUAGCAACAUCGAAGACGGCAUGGGUAACGGAACAGACUGGUAUCAUCUGUACUUGGGUAAUGGAACAGAGGCCGCGGGAUGGCCUUCAAAGGACAAAUGGGUAUCCUUUGAGGAUAUGUUCAACAACUACAAGCUUCAAAUGUACGUCGCCUGCCAGUUCCUCAAUUGGCGACUUCCCAACAACGAUAUAGCCGAAGUGGAGGCUAUCUACGACGGCAUCCAAAUGGCCGCAGACGCGAGUGGCGUCGACCACCGCCUUAUCCUGGCCAUUAUCAUGCAAGAGUCCCAUGGAUGUGUCAGGGUGAACACGACAAAUCUGGGUGUGCGAAAUCCCGGCAUCAUGCAGAACCAUAAUGGGAAAGCCUAUUGCAACGACAACAAGAAACUCACAACACCAUGCCCCGCAGCAACGAUUCAUGAGAUGAUUCGGGAGGGGACUUCUGGCACAUCGUCUGGAGAUGGCUUGGCCCAUUGCAUCAAUCUUUCGGGCAACGGCGAUGUCUCUGACUAUUACCGCGCCGCCCGUAUCUACAACUCGGGCUCCAUUUCAAAAACUGGCAACUUAGAGAGCAACAUUGCCACUCAUUGCUAUGCUAGUGAUGUUGCAAAUUCAAGCUCUUUCUGUCAUGGGACGUAG
Molecule: messenger RNA, 810 nt
Organism: Trichoderma reesei QM6a
Lineage: Eukaryota; Fungi; Ascomycota; Sordariomycetes; Hypocreales; Hypocreaceae
Exons: 5
Coding region: 1-810 (269 amino acids)
Source: RefSeq, a predicted model, not a curated record